Messenger RNA from Aedes albopictus (Asian tiger mosquito), 766 nucleotides. RefSeq lists its product as uncharacterized. The record is from RefSeq and is a predicted model, not a curated record. Lineage: Eukaryota; Metazoa; Arthropoda; Insecta; Diptera; Culicidae.
GUGGUGGUGGUGUUCUGCAUUAUCUCGCUGGCCGUGCCGAUCGUAUCGGAGCAGUUCAAUCUCGCGACGCUCAUCGUUUUUUCGUGGUGUAUAUUUGCACUGUUCAGGUAUGUCGUUCUAACGGCAGGCGGGCAUAAUGCUUUGCGACAGAUGUACGAAUCGGGCAGCGAACGGUUGGCUAGCGGCGGACUUUUGCGGCGUUUGCUGUACAAAAUUUUUGGCAGUUACAACUUCACACGCUUCAGCAUCGUUCAGUUUCCGGUCGUCAGUACCAUUGUAUCUGUGGUUCAAAUUGUUCUGCACCUGGUUGAUAUAGACGAAUACUAUAGACACACAUACACGUUUCUGGCCAUAUCAGUAAUUUCGAUCGUGUUGUACCUGAUUGCGUUCUCUCUGUUGGUAAACCUCAUUCAACCUACGUUUCCCGAUUCAAAAAUUGUGAAAAAGUUCAAGUAUCUGCGUUUGGUUGUGCUGGUCAUCAAAAUUCAAAUCACCAUCCUCGAAGCGGUGUUCCGCGGAGUGAACAUCGAGUGCAACGAUUUCCCCGGUGAAGCAUGGUCACUACUGAAUCUCAUCAAACAACCCCUAAUCGUGGUUCAGAUGAUAAUUCUGGGAUUCGCCACGUGGACGGUCUACCGAAAGGCAACCAAAAGCAGCAUCGCCUCAAGCGUUUCGUAGGAUCAAGUUUUGUGCAAGUGCAUAUAAAAGGAAAACUAUCAAGCCAUAUCUCCACAUGCGACAACAAACGACUCAUCUCAAGGUUAAA